Fusarium vanettenii 77-13-4 is the source of this 843-nucleotide messenger RNA. RefSeq lists its product as uncharacterized. NCBI's taxonomy places the organism in Eukaryota, Fungi, Ascomycota, Sordariomycetes, Hypocreales, Nectriaceae. The transcript is spliced from 4 exons. Gene Ontology annotation, molecular function: protein binding. The record is from RefSeq and is a predicted model, not a curated record. The coding region runs from base 1 to 549 and encodes 182 amino acids.
AUGGUGCUAGAUGUGCUGAACGGAUACCCCUUUGUCAAUUGGCAGGCCACCAACAUGAGACAAAGCAUUGUGUCUCUGUUUCAUUGGUUCGAUUCUUCGGAACAGAUGACUUGUUAUUUCAACCACGACACUCUCUCGGAUCUUUCUGUCACCUGCGAUGGGCAGACUUUCAAGGUCCAUCGACUGAUUCUGUGCGCCCACUCUAAGUAUUUCUCUAAGCAACUAAACGGCCCAUGGAAGGAAAGCUCCGAACAGGUAAUCAACAUCCAGGACUUCGAUGUUGCCAUGUUGCACUUCAUGUACAACUUUGACUACACCAAUGUCAACGGUACUUCGUCCAUGGUCUUUGAGGCCCAGAUCUAUCAGAUCGCGGACAAAUACGAUAUAGAUUCCCUUAAAGAACAUGCCGCAAAGAAAUUUGGCGCAGCCCUUGAUGUUGGUUGGCCGAUGGAUGACUUCCCACUUGCCAUCACUGUGGCCUACACCACCUCACCGUUGGAAGACCGGGGGCUCCGAGACCUCAAUGGAAACCUCCAGUCAUCAUAUUGAUGCGCUUUUGGGCAACGGUUACUUCUACGAAGUACUGCGGACCACAAACGAUUUCGCGGCUGACUUGGUGCCAUUCUUGCGAGCCAGAGAAGACCACGAGGUUAAGACAUAUAGGUGUCCUUCAUGCAGGAAGACUUUUUCCUGCAGCCUGUCUUCCGGAGAGUGGCACUGCCCGGUCUGUCAACACGGGUACGACAAUUGGAAAAGGUUCCAACUGUAGGGAAUAUAUUAGUGAUAAAAUCGUAGUCUUCAGGGAGGCAGCUAAUAAGACUUACUAGUGAAUUACUGAUUUGU